Molecule: messenger RNA, 6325 nt
Organism: Caenorhabditis auriculariae
Lineage: Eukaryota; Metazoa; Nematoda; Chromadorea; Rhabditida; Rhabditidae
Source: the annotation of a GenBank genome assembly
AUGAACGUAAAUCUCGUGGAUGGAUCCUACCUGCUGCUGCCGAUUUUCACGAUGGACCUUGGCACUUGGCCAAUCAUGCGGACAGCCGAGUUGCUCCUCUAUUUUCCCGCUUUAUUUCUCGUCGUCGUCACCUCCAGAAUCAUGCUGAAAAAUCGAGCUUUCCAUAUCAAUAUGACUAUAAUUAUCAUCGCUUUUUCGGGUCAAUGGUUUGAAUUAUUCAUCGCCAGGUUAUUACUGUUGCCCUAUCAACAGGGUUGGAUCGAUAUUUCCGGUUAGUCUUGCUUGCACCCGACCCAAAACGACUUGUGCUGAGUUUAGAGUCAGAAUGAUAAAAGUGCACCCGACCCAAAACGAAUUGCGCUGAGUAUCAAGUAGAAAAUAAAAGUUCUUGGCACCCGUCCAGAAACGAUUUGUAAUGAGUAACAAGUCAUAAUGUCCAAAAGUUAGGGACCGCAGACGAAUUUUCAAAAAAUUUUUUUCAGCAUUGAGCUUUGUAUGGUUCGAUAGCUGUUUCGAUUCAAAACUCAGAACCGUUUAGUUUUUCAAAAAAGAUUGAGGAUGAAAAAAGUUAUGACGGAAAAGGUGGCGCGCCGCGCACCAUUUUUUUAGUACUGAAAUUUUGGUAUUAUCCAUUUUUGACAUUUUUUUCGAUUUUUCUUCUAGAACAAAUUUUGAUACUGGUCUAUUAUGAUGUAACAAAUCAUACUAGAGUGCUAAAAUGAUGCUAAUCAGCUAGUUUGUCGAAAAAAAGUCGGUAUUUUUCCAGAAAACAAAAAAACUGCCGCUUGCGGGCAUCGAACUCGCUACCUCAAAAUGUAAAAUCGGAGCGCACGCGUUGCGCCAAGCUGUUAGGUCCAACGCGGGAGCUUCCAUCCGCCAUACCCUUUGAGCCGUUUGAAUAGCACAGAUUGUCUAUUUCAAAAAGAAAAAAACUUGAAGUAAUUUAGCUAUUUUUUUAUCAGAAUAUGUUUGCAAAUCUUUACUCAAACGGUUCGUGGAAAUUCACUUCGAAAAAAACUGUUUUUUUAGUGCUUUUUUUGCCUCGUUUAACGAUCGCUGCAUUAAAACGGCCCCGUAAAUUUUUUUGGCAAAAGACGAAUUUUUUUAUUUUUAUUCUUUUUAAUUGAAAGAUUUUUUUACUAAUAAAUGUAUAUAAUCGUUUUAAAAAAACCUGCGUUCGACCGCUUUCUGUGUGAUAAACGCCGCUAAUUUUAUCCUCUAGUUUCAAGAGCAUUUUUUUGCGUAUUAAACAACUUUUUUCAAGCACAUAUUCUGUGGAGAAAUAUUUAAGUAAGCCCGUGAUCUAAAUUUUGAAAAAAAGAAAAAAACUCGAUUAUAUUCGCAUAUUAACGAUAUUUUUGAAUUACGACUUUCGGCACUCCCUAAAAAUUUUUUUGGCAAAAGACGAAUUUUUUUAUUUUAUUGUUUUAAAAUUACCGUUACUUGAAUCAAAAAUCAUUAUUUAAAAAAAGAAAGAGUGCGUUCGACCUGAAAAACACAUGAAAAAGCAAAAAAACGACAAAGUUUUUUUAGUUCCAUUCACGUUUUUGUACGACAUUCCGCGCGAACGCAUCAAAAAAGCGUGAAAUAUUUUUUAAACGAAAGAGGAAGCUUUUCUGUACAAGUGUGUCAAAUUUUAUUUGCCAGUUCCACAUAUUUUACAACUACAUCAAAAUGAAAGUUGAAAACCAAAAAAAAGCCACUUUUUCUAUCGCGAAAAGGGGCGUGGCUUUGCGGUCCCUACCAAAAGUUCCUUGAGUUCCGAGUCAGAAAAUAUAAAGUGGUUUACAUCCGACCAGAAAUUACUUGCGCUGAGUAGCAAGUCAUACUAUCAAAAUUCCGUUGCACCCGACCCAAAACGUUUUGCGCUGAGUUCCGAGUUAGAACGUCCAAAUUUUGCUUGCACCCGACCCAAAACGACUUGCGCUUAGGACCAAUUCAUAUAAUCAAAAGUAUCCUGCAGCUGAGUACCAAGCCGAAAUGUUCAAAAGCUGCUUGCACCCGACCAAAAACGACUUGCGUUUAGUAUCUAUUCAAAUUCAAACUAUUCCACAGUGCGAGACAUUCCAAGUGCGACCAUGGAUUUUAACCGUUAUCACCGAAAAUUAUUAAAGUGAAAAAAUCAUGAGGGGCCACUUUUUUGGGUUCAAGUUUCAAAAUACUCCAAACUAACAAAAACUUUUACUGGAAACUGAAAAAAGAUCGAUGAAAAAGGAUAGUUAUUUAAUAAAAGUUUCGAUGAAACAAAAAUCCGAAAUGCUGUGGUCGCACUUGGAAUGGUUCAAAACGCAGUCAUUUCGUCUUUUUUUGAGUAGUGGAUUUUAAAAAUAAGCUUUUCGAAUCAUGUGUUGCGCCUUUAAUAAUCUCACUGAAUGAAUUUUUUUAAACUUUGUUCCAUUUUUCAAUUUUGAAACAAUUUCUCUUGCAGGAAACACAUCGUUUCGAUUCAAUACGAAUUUAAAAUCACCACCGGUUGAUCCUUGGUUCGAUUUUCCAUUCAUUUUGGGUGGAACUUUGAGGCUUCAUUAUUUAUUCUCAUUGAAUAUGGCUUUUCCUUCAGUUAUUAUGGAACGAUGUAUGGCGACGAUUCUAGUCAGGUCAGUUAAAAAUAAAAAACGCCAGAGUGGUCCCUAUAGGGGCUAGGGGAGAAAACAGCUCUUAUAGGCGACGAAAAAUUGUUCCCUAUAGGGGUAAAAUCCAGGAGGUCCAAAGGGGACCCUAUAGGGACCACUCUGAGGUUCCUGAGUAGACAGUUUUUGAUGAGGAAGUUAUUCUAAAUGCCAAUAAAAGUCCGAUUUUUUAAGAAUUUAGGUUUGAAAUUUUUUCUCAAGUUUAUUUAUUUUUUUAAUUUUUUGACUCAAAAGACGUACUUAAUAAAAAUUAAUCGAUUAUUCCUUUGUUGAUUUUUUUUUUCCACUCAAAAACGCUAUUUUAUUGAGUUUUUCGCAUGGAUAUGCUUCUUCACAUAGAGUUUAUAACAAUAAACGACUAUCCUGACCCCUCUAGGGACCACUUUUGCAAGAUUCAGUGGUCCCUAGAGGGGUAAACUUCAAAGGGCCGUAUAGGGAUCAUUCUGGAGCUACAGGCGAAGCAUGAAGAAAAAGGAAAAAAAAAAGAUUUUUUGAAAAGGAAAAAAAAAUCGAAAGAAAGAAUCAAGAACAAUUCUUCGUUUACUCUUACCCAUUUGAAAAAGCUCCAAAUGGACCGCGACGCGACCGCAACGCUCCUGAAAAUUCUCGAAAAAACCUCCCAACGACCUUUUUCCAGAGACUACGAAGAGAAGUCCAGAAUCUACAUAUCUGCCACAAUCUUAUUAACCGCUCACUUCAUUUCUAUCACUCUUGCCAUAUACGGAAUUUUCGACAAGUUCACUUACAGCUACGGAAUUAUUUGGGCGACGCUAACCGUUAUGAUUUCUACAGCGGUAAGGAAAAGCUCAACGCGCCCGACUAGAAACGACUUGCGCUCGAAUGAGCUCCUGUAAGGUCGGGCAAAACGAGCCAUUCCAAGUGCGGUCAUAGAAAACGGCUUAGGAAGAAGCUCAAUGUGCCCGACCAGAGACUACUUGCGCCUGAAAGCAUUUUAAGCAUUAAAAGUGCCCGUGAAAGGUGGGGCAAAACGAGCCAUUCCAAAUGAAAAAGCUCAACGCGCCCGACUAGAAACUACUUGCGCCUGAAAGCAUCUUCAAGCAUAAGAAUUCGGGAAAAAUCUGGCAAAACGAGCCAUUCCAAGUGCGCGCAUUGGAAAAAGCUUAGGAAAAAGCUCAAUGCUUCCGACUAGAAACUACUUGCGCCUGAAGGAUUUUUAAGCAUAAGAAUCAGUGAAAAAUCGGGCAGCCAUUCAAAAUGCGGUCCAGUACUUGGAAAAAAUAAAAGUUCUUCAGCUUUUUGCCGUUUUAUGGUACUACAACACUCGGGCGAUGCGUGUACUGCAAGACAAGGCCGUUUCGACGAAAUACACCCUGAGUUAUCGGUUUCAAGUCAAGGAGAAUGCGAGGUCCUACGGGGUCCGUUUGAUGAUCUUCCUUUCGUUUUUCGAUCAAAUGAGAAAAUGUUCAGUGGCCACUGUAGAGGCUCGCUACUUGGAGAGGACACUAAAGUGGCCACUAAACGCACCUCUAUAGUGGCCACUAUUUGCCGUUUUAGUGGCCACUGCAGUAGUUUUUCAUCCGGUAUUCCUUCCAGUAACUCUGAUAAUUUUAAAACAAACAGAUUGGACCAGUUAUGUUGAUCCAUUGACCCCUAAAGUGGCCACUAAAACUUUCAGUGGUCUAGUAGUAGCACUUAGACCUCUGUAGUGGCCACUAAUUUUUAACCCCUUAAGUGGUCACUAAUUUUACUACUACAGGGGCCACUAAAACGUCAAAACCCUAUAGUGGCCACUAAAAGUUUUCCCAGAGAGAGAAAAAAAAAGUUAUUCACUACUAACACUUGGAAAUUGAGUUUGAAGUGAAAUAUUUCAUUUAUGACUAAAUAGACUUUGAAAACAAGUUGGAAAAUAAUUAAUUUAUGAGUUAUUAAACUUCAAAAUUUAGUUAAAGUACAUUCAUAACCGGCUAAGCAAUCUUUUUAGAAUUUUCUACCUUUUUUUUUCAAUUAACAUUUAUUUUCUCAAUGAAUUUACCUAGGGACCGCAGACGAAUUUUCAAAAAAUUUUUCGAACUUCAAUAUUACUAUGGUUGGAUAGCUGCUCUAAUUUACUAUUCAAAACAGUUUAGUUUUUCGAAAAAGGUUGAGAAAAAAAAAGUUAUGGUCAAAACAGUAGCGAAAAAAGUCGCGAAAUUUAGUACUGAAAGUUUAGAUUUUACACUUUUGGUCGUUCAUUUUGUUUUCAUAUCGGAUUUAAAUUUUUUAGCAGUUUAGUUUGGUUUUCAAAGUCGUGUCAUUAAAACAGUAUAGAACCACAAGUUUGAAAAGAAAAGCUAUUUUUUCUUGAAAAAUAAAAAAAAUGGCCGCUGCGAGGAUUGAACUCGCGAUAUCAAAACUGUAUGCAAGGGCACUUGCGCUGCUCCACGUCCAUCCCUCUGAGAUGGGAGGCGUUCGCGCUAUACACCACUUCCCCUCAAAGUACAGCAUUUACCGAUAGUCUUGUUCAAAAAAAAAGUUAUGAUAGUUGAACAAUUAUUAGUCACGUGUGUUCGGAGCACCUGAAAAUAAUUUAUUCAUAGAGAUUCAGUUCAAAAUGCUUCCGUUUUCGGUGUUUUUUGUUAUUUUAAACGUUGGCUUCAAGUUAACAAUAAUUAAACUUUUUAGGCACCGCUAAAAUUUUUUUAUUUUAUUUUUUUAAGUGAUUGAAAAUUGAGAUACGCUAAUAUUUAAGAAAUAAAAAAACAGGCGCCAACGACAUCUAACCAUGUUAAAAUAAAUUUCGAAAUUUUUCCCUGUCUUUUUUUCUCAGAAAACAAAGUUUUUCGGAAUAAGUUUUAUAUUAAUAAAGUUUUUAGUUACAAUUUAAUCCACAAGUUAAAAUGAAAAAUUUUUUUACUUACACGCUCUCGAAAGCGAGUACAACAUUUUUCAACUUUGCGCGGCCUCACGAAGAUUAGGCACCGUAAAAAAAUUUUUAAUUUUUUUGUCUUAAAAGAUUUGUUUUUUUCACUUAAGAAUCGAAUUCGAAAAAUAAAAAAAAGGCGCCAACGACAUGGAACUAGGUUAAAAACUCGAAGAAAAAAAGUAGUUUUGGUUUUUUGUACGACACUCCGCUAAAACGCUUCGAAAAUUGGGUGAAAAUUAUAUGAGAUUAAAGAGAAAGGUUUUCUCUAUGUUUCCACCAAAUUUCUCUGUGUUUGAUUCAGUAUUGCGCUUUUACGAAAACAUCAAACACGAAAUCUAAAAAACCAGUGCAUUUCACCAUCGCAAAAAGGGGCGUGGCUCUGCGGUCUCUAAAUUUACCUUUCUAGGUUGCGGCAAGGCCCCAGAAAAAAAUAAAUCAAUAAUUAAUUUCAUUGGAAGUUUUAGAAAAACCAGGAACUCAAAACUCAAUACUAAAACCAAACCUCAAUUGGAUACGUUUCAAAACUUUUAAAUAAUGUGACAAAAUGAAAUUCGCUCCGAUGAAGUUAUAGUUAUCACCGUCAACUCAAAAAUUGAUUUCUCCACAAAGAUAAAGAGCAUUUUCUGAAGCAAAAUAUAAAGGCGCAAAAUCAAAAAUUCUCUUUUUCAAUUAAAAGAUCCCAAAGUUUCAGUUGCUGUUCCGGUUGAUCGCCUUCACAGUUCCAAUCGCCAUGACCAUACUUUUGGCCCUAUUUAUAGCCGCUUAUCAUUUUUUCCCAUUGAAAAUCGAGGAAAUCUGGCUGAAUCUCUUCGAAACUGGCUUCAAUUUGUGA